UCCACUUCCAUGGAAGCUGUCUAAACCGUCACGUCGCUCGGGCAGCGCGACCUGGUGUGCGCAUGCGCCCUCGGGGCAGGUGGGGCCCUGGCGCGUGAGGGGCGUGGCUGUCGGUUGGGCGCUGUUUACCGUUAAACGGGACUGGGUGGGCGGGGCCGGGAAGAAAGGGCAAGUGUGGCGUCGGCGUUUAACCGUUCCGCCCCGGCAAAAAUAAGCAGACGGCGUCGGGGGUUUGUACCGAGGCCUGCUACUCGCCCUCUCGCCUCUUAACGGUAGAGUAGACGCCCGUCAGCCCCGAUCCCGGAGGAAGGGCGGCGCGCCCCCUUCACCCGCACUGAGACAUGCACCAGUCCUGCCAGCGGGCCGUCGUCUCGUACCCCGACCGGACCGGCGAACAGUUGGAGAAGGAGCUCCACGAUGGCCUUGAGGAGGGCAAGGAGCGCUUCAAGGACCUCAACGACCGCUUCGCGAAGUACAUCAACAGCACUGUUCUCUGCCUCAUGCGCCGCAACAAGGAGUUGCUGGCCGAGCUCAGCACCGCCGAGAAGGACGAACCUGGCCGCUCCGAGGCCAUCUUCCAGAAGGCGAGGAACGACCUCAAGUGUCGGCUGGAGGAGCAGCAGAAGGAGCUUAGCUGCCUCAAGGCAGAUAAAGAAAAAUACAAAAAAAGAUUAGAAAAAGAAAUUCAAUUAAGAAAGGAAGCUGAAAAAGAUUAUGAAGAUUUAAGAAAGAAAACUGAUGAAACCAAUGUUGCGGUGGAUAAACUUCAACGUAAGGUUAAGUUUAUGGAAAUACAGUUAUCUCAAUUAGAAGACAUACGUGAUCAGGAACGCAUGUAUUGGCAAAAGAAGGUAGAGCACAUACAAAGCCUUGAACAGGGAGACACACACAAGGCAGAUCUAGAACAAGCUCUUAAAGAGAUUCAUGCUGAACAUGAACAGCUUGCUAAGAGAAAUAAAGAGAAUAUGGACAAAUAUAAGCAAAAGUUUGAGGAGACCAGCACCAGGGCACUAGAGAAUGCCAAGAAAGAACUGGAAUGCUAUCGUAAAGAAAUGAAUGAGCUGAAGUUAAAAGAUGAACUAAUGAAGAACUCACUGUUAGAAAAGGACAAAGAUAUAUUCAGACAGAGAGAAUGCAGUAAGGUAUUGGAGAAAAGGAUUGUCCGUCACACAAACGAAUAUCAGGAACUAUUAAAUGUAAAGACACAGCUUGAACAAGAGAUUGUCACUUACAAAAAUUUACUGGGUCAAGUAGAACGGAAAGCAAGGGAUUACUCAUCUCAGCCAGCAAUAACUAAAAAAGAAGAGGCAAGAGAUAUGAAUGACACCUGUGUAAUAUCUUCAUCUGAUGAAGACAAGGAAUCUGAAGAAAAUGAAGAUUUGUGUGCCCUGGAUCAAGACUAAAGCUGGUCUGUUGAAAACAAAAAUGACUGCAGAUCUGAGUCCCAUCUACUCAAUGUUCUCACCUAUAAGAAGAGAUCGAAACCUUAAACACAUCACCAAAAAAUUAACAUUAAUUCAGUAAAUGUGACUGAAAGAUCACUAAUUCUGCUUGUUUCACAUGUGGAUUAU
Hypanus sabinus (Atlantic stingray) is the source of this 1571-nucleotide messenger RNA. Its product is annotated as glial fibrillary acidic protein-like. The record is from RefSeq and is a predicted model, not a curated record. Lineage: Eukaryota; Metazoa; Chordata; Chondrichthyes; Myliobatiformes; Dasyatidae. Gene Ontology annotation, molecular function: structural constituent of cytoskeleton. The coding region runs from base 342 to 1403 and encodes 353 amino acids. Gene Ontology annotation, cellular component: intermediate filament; cytoplasm. Gene Ontology annotation, biological process: intermediate filament organization. The transcript has 9 exons.